This is a messenger RNA of Pristis pectinata (smalltooth sawfish), 2222 nucleotides long. RefSeq names its product selenoprotein L (gene selenol). The transcript is spliced from 9 exons. The record is from RefSeq and is a predicted model, not a curated record. NCBI's taxonomy places the organism in Eukaryota, Metazoa, Chordata, Chondrichthyes, Rhinopristiformes, Pristidae. Bases 360 to 845 code for a protein of 161 amino acids.
GGAGCAAGUCUUGGACCGCUCCUCCCUCCCCGGACCACUGCCCUCCCCGGGACCCCUGCCCUCCCUGGGAAACCACCCCCCCCCCCCGGGCCUGGGCACUGGACCCCUGCCCCCUGGGCCCGGGCACCCGAGACCUCCAUCCCGGACUCCCGCCCUCCCCGGGCCCCCCGCCCUCUGCCCUCCCCGGGCCCGGACACCGGACCCCCGCCCUCCCUGGGCACCUGGUCUCCGGGCACCGCCCCCUGCCCUGCCCGGGCACCGCCCCCUGCCCUCCCCAGGCACCCUCCUCACCUCCCCCCACCCCCCCCACAAGUCUCCUCCCUCACACUCGGCGCGGAAGUGCGAGCCGGGGAGCAGCGAUGGAGGAGCGUGUCCCGGCACCGGGAGAGGAGCAGCUGCUGCGGGCUCUCGGGGAGCUGUCGCAAGCCGGCCGGAGGAUCCUGGUGGCGGCGAGGGAGGAGAGUAGCGCAGAUAUGGUCCAAGAGUUUGUCUCCCAGAAGAUAGGCUGUUUGGCUGGACUGAUUCCGCUGUAUGCUAACUUUUUCAACAAUUUGUGUCUGCGGAAGAGAAGUGAUGCCGAAGAUCUGUUCAAGAAGUUUUACCACUCUGCCUCUGUACGGGAUCAGGUGGAAGACUUGCUGGAGUUUGAGGUGGAGUGGAACAAUUUCCUUGGUGAUAUUGAUAGUCAAAUGAAGGCUAACUCUUUCCAGGCCCAGCUGAGAUUGGGCGCACAGGUCCCUGGGUGCCUGGUGUUCACUGAUGUAAGAAGUGAAAGAGAAGUUCAACUCAAAGAGUUCCUGCAAGGUCAGAAGUUGCUGCUGGUCUUGCUGAGGCAUUUUGCCUGACUACCGUGACGAGAUCACCUGGUACAGCUACAGGCACAACAGAGCUGCCUUGAUGCUGUGCCCCUGAAGGUCUUGCUGAUCUCGUUUGGGUGUCGGGAUGGAGCUGUUCAGUGGCUUCAGGAGACCAAAUGUCCCUAUGACAUGUUGCUGGAUCCCAGUCGGCAGUUGUACCAUGCAUUUGGAUUGGGAGUAUCCAUUCAAAAGGUCUGGAAUAUCGAUGUGGUUACUUAUUACGCCGAGCAAAUAGUCAGCAAUCGGACCUUACCAAAAAAAAAUCAAAGCAUUUCUGAUGAUCCGCACCAGCUUGGUGGUGACUUUGGUUUGAAUCAACAAGGGACCAUCAUUUUCUUCCAUCCGAGCGCCAACCCAACUGACCGACCCAACGUGGCAGAAAUAUUGAAAGCCAUGCAAUAAAGCUGUUUCCGUAGAGUAACAAGAAGCUGGAGAGAAAAAAAUGAAAUUCUUUAGCUGUAGUUUUAAUAACCUUGAUUCUGCAUUCCCGCUUAUUGCUAGACUAAUUGAUACAAGACAAAAUAACAGGCAAAUGAUAAGCCUAAUACCAUAACGCAGCAAGAGUUCUACUUUCUUCAUUUUACUUGUCUAAUUGAGGAUGGGAGUUCCACCAAUGUUCAAGAGAAGAUUGGAUUAAGUUUGUUCCACCAGAAUUUCCUCGUAGUAAGUGGGCAGGAAGGAUCCCCUGAGCACAGGGUACGGUGGAGAACCAACUGGAAGUGUUUGGGGAAGGAGAGGGGGAGAAAUCACAUAUCGGUAAUGAUAAUUUGUCCCUUAAUGAAUACGAAAUGGCUGGGAUAAAUUGAAAUUAAAUAUCUGCAGAAUAUUUCUUUUGUGUUACACCCAGAGGUUUGAAGAGGAAGAAAUGUAGUUCCAGAAAAAUAAAUUUAGAACAUAAUGUGCUGGGAUUACAUUGGAUCUGAACUGGGAAAGGAUGAGUUAAAUUUUCAUUAGAAUGGCCUUGGGAAGUUUGGUUCAUUUUUCUCUGGUGUCUCUUGAAUUGAAGUAAUUGUCAGGAUCUGUGUGUGUUCAGUGGGAGGUACUGAGCAGUGUUUGCUGUUGCAAUGAGAAGGGAGUCAGGUCUCAGCCUGUUUUAUGUGGAUGACAGUGGUGCUAUCACUCAGGGUCUCUGAAUGGCGCUGCUCGAUGCAAUUGUAAAACAGACAGGGGCCUCACUUUUAAACAAAGUGUCAUCUUGAAAGUGUAUGGGUUGUAAAUGAUAAGUGAAGGAUGGAAUUAUUUCUUUAAAUAAAAAUCAAAUAAAUCCUGACUUUGUGGAGUCCUGUGGCUGCAGAAAACCAAAUGUUGCAUUUUCUGUAAUGGUCUAUGAAAUUUUCUUUGCAAAUCAAUAAACACUGUGCAAGA